AGUCCAUUGAAUACGUUGCCCUUCCACUCCGACCCGGUCGUGCUGGCAUUCUCUGUUCUGCAACUCGAUCGUGGACGACAGACUACAGAGUUCCCUGAAUUUAGCUUAUUCUCAUAACGGUCAAUUUUUCUUCUUAUAUAGAUUGGGAGCAGAGGGCUCUGGGAAAAUGCUGCCACAGCGGAUGAAGAAAGCAUUCACAGACAAUCCAAGGAAGGUUGCAAACUUGAUUGACCUUGUAAAUCUUCCAUCAACACUUCGAACAUUUGUUGGGCAGUCACAGAUAUCUCGCUUGGGCUGUUUCAUGCAUGUCUGGUCAUACAUCAAGACCAAUAAUCUCCAGGAUCCGAACAACAAAAAUGUGGUUAAUUGUGAUGAGAAGCUGAAGAGUAUUUUGUUGGGCAAGCCUCAGGUCGAACUGGUUGAACUCCCAGCACUGAUCAAACUGCACUUUCCUAAAGAGCCAAAGUAGUGAAUUGACGUUGGAGAUUCUUAUCUUCUUCUGAAAUGGUCUUGUUUUCAUUGUUGCAUUUUUAUUAUAACUCCUUAACUUGUAAUUUGUGAAAUCAAUGCAUUAUCACUUACCACUUUUGGUAUCUCUCGCUCUCCAUGAGCUUCUGGUAUCAAAUAAAAAAGUGUUCUUAUUUACUUA
Molecule: messenger RNA, 649 nt
Organism: Tripterygium wilfordii
Lineage: Eukaryota; Viridiplantae; Streptophyta; Magnoliopsida; Celastrales; Celastraceae
Product: upstream activation factor subunit UAF30-like
Exons: 3
Coding region: 167-469 (100 amino acids)
Cellular component (GO): nucleus
Source: RefSeq, a predicted model, not a curated record